AUGCGUAACUAUGAAUCAAUCACUGGAAUUGCUGAUGAUUAUUUAAAGCUUACUAUUUUCUCUAUCUAUCUAUCUAUCUAUCUAUCUAUCUAUCUAUCUAUCUAUCUAUCUUAUUGUGUUCAUAUUCAAUCACAUUCUAUUAACGCCUCUCUUUAUAUAUUUAUCUAUGUCUAUCGAUCUAGCUAUCUCAUUGUGUUCAUAAAUAUGGGUCUAUUUCAUUGUGUUCAUAUUACGGAGCUAUCCCAUUCUAUUCAUAUCUAUCUAUCUAUCUAUCUAUCUAUCUAUCUAUCUCAUUAUGUUCAUAUUCAUCUACCUUCUCCUUUUUAUAAUCCUCGAGCCUCUUCCUCCUUUUUAAUCCUCUACUACUUCUGCUUUUUUCUACUAUUACGACUACUUCUUUCACUCGAAUUCCGCCCUUCUUUUCUUUUAGUCCUUCUUCUUCCUUUCAUAAUCCUCCUGCGCCUUCUCCUCCUCUUUCUCCUUUAUUUAUUUAAUACUAUUGCAACUAACUGUCUUUUUCUUUUCAUAAUCCCCUUGCACCUCCUCUCCCUUUUUCUACUACUAUUACUACUACUACUACUAUCAUUACUUGCACUACUGAUUCUUCCUCUAUUAUUUCUCCCUUCUGUUUUUUUUUGCCCUUCUUCAAUACAUAAUCCUCCUGUCUUUCUUUUUCUUUUCAUAAUUCACGUGCGCCUCCUCCCUACCCUCAUUCUGCUUCCUCUUUCUACUACUAUUACUAAUACUACUACUCUUACUAAUACUACUGCUUCUUCAUCUAUCAUUUCGCCCUUUCCUUCUUUUCAGAAUCCUUCUGGGCCUCCGACUCCAUUUCCACCUCUACCUUCUUCUUUUUGUACCACUACUACUACUGCUGCUACUACUGCUGCUACUGCUACUGCUUCUUCCUCUCUUAUUUCCCAUUUCUUUUUUCUUUUAGUUCUUCUCUUUCUUUUAGUUUUAGUUCUUCUUUGCAUAAACAUCCUGCGUUACUGUUCUUCCUCAUUCUUAAUCUUCUUUUUCUACUAA
Molecule: messenger RNA, 1029 nt
Organism: Acanthosepion pharaonis
Lineage: Eukaryota; Metazoa; Mollusca; Cephalopoda; Sepiida; Sepiidae
Source: the annotation of a GenBank genome assembly